AAAUUUCCCUUAAUAAAAUGGCAUAUUUCAAACUUUUCCAAAAAAAAAAAAUACAAAAAAUAUUAGAGCGGACUCAUCAAUUGACUACCGGCACGUCACUGCGGUAGUGCUCCCACAGCCGCCUCCCCAUCUUUGACACACUUACCUUUCAUAUUCCGUGUACUCUCUGUAACACUUAGCACUGUUUCUAUUUGUUACCUAAACAGGCAGCUGUAGCAGAGAGCAGCGAGGUGUAGAGAGAGAGAGGUUCUCAUGGAAAAGCCCCAAGACCCCCUGCGGCAACGCCAUGGCGGCGGUGGAACAAUAAUCGCAUCCUGUGCUCUCGCUGCUGGCUUCAUAAUCCUUGUCUCCGUCGUCCUAACAGUCGUCUUCUUCGUCCUCUUCCGGCCGCGCGAUCCCGAGAUCCACAUCUCCGCCAUCAAUCUCCCACAGUUCGCUUCCGUCAAUGGCACGGCGAGCUUCUACUUUGCGCAGUACGCAGCAGUACGGAACCCUAAUCGCGCCGCCUUAUCUCAUUACGACAGCUCGCUCCAGGUUCUCUACGCUGGCGGCCAGAUCGGGUUCAUGUACAUUCCUGCGGGCGAGAUCGCCGGCGGCCAGACGGUGUACAUGUCGGCGAGCUUUCCCAUCAAGUCAUUUCCCCUUGUUGCGGCUACAGGGGGGAUAGUAGAGGUGCAAUCGAGGAUGAGGAUGAAGGGUAGGGUUAGGGUUUUGAUUUACUUCACGCACCACAUUGAUGCAGCAAGUGAAUGCCACGUUGGUUUCUCUUCCACCGACGGAUCGGUUCUUGGCUACCGGUGUUGAUAGUCCGUCGGAUCCUCUUGGACGAAUACGAUCGGGUGAUGGCAAGUAAUUAGGGUUUGUAAAUGAGUGUAGGGUAAAAUAAUUAAAGGGAAAUGAUAUUAUAUGAUCGUACGGCUGAUAUUUUGUGCUUUUAAGAGUAGCUUGUCUUGAAUUUUUUUGAGCGCUUAAUAUAUGCAUGUAAUUAUUUUGAAUAUUAUAUGAAUAGAGAUAAUUGGUUA
Messenger RNA from Dendrobium catenatum, 1022 nucleotides. RefSeq lists its product as uncharacterized. The coding region runs from base 253 to 804 and encodes 183 amino acids. The transcript has a single exon. Lineage: Eukaryota; Viridiplantae; Streptophyta; Magnoliopsida; Asparagales; Orchidaceae. The record is from RefSeq and is a predicted model, not a curated record.